UUAUGUUUCCGGGGAUUCCUUUCGGGUCGGAACGUAAUCAUGGCUGCGAUUAUAGGCCUAAGGUGUGCUUGAAGGGUGUUGAUGCUUGAAGGGGACUGAUGUCAACAUGCUUGGACUGGGUAAUUAAAUGAAGAACUUUUCAGAUCAGUCUGCCAUAACACAUUAGUCGCCAUGAUAUUUACUUCUUUCCUCCGGGAGACUUUGUGCAGGACAAAGAACUCAGUGUUGUCAAGAACCUCUAGCAUGUACAUUUGUACCAAGGCCAUACAGAACAUGAUUAGUUCCAGAGGAUUGUACCAGCAUGCAAACCAACUCCUCUCUAGAAAGGCUUCUCAGCGCCUCAGCAGCCAGAUACGGGGCAUGAAGAGCCGCAAGAACCCCCACACAGAGAGACAGGAGGAAGAGUGGAGGAAGAGAAACAGGACUGUCCUCACGUACAUUGCUGCUGCCGGAGUGGGGAUGAUCGGCAUGUCGUAUGCAGCAGUGCCUCUCUACCGGUUAUACUGCCAGACUUCAGGACUUGGUGGGACUGCUCAAUCCGGUCACGACGCAGAGCAAGUAGAGAACAUGACUCCGGUGAAGGACCGCAUCAUCAAGAUCACCUUCAAUGCCGACGUGCAUGCCAGCAUGCAAUGGAACUUCAAACCUCAACAGUCAGAGAUAUAUGUUAUUCCUGGAGAAACCGCACUGGCAUUUUAUAAAGCAAAGAAUCCUACAGAUAAACCUGUGAUUGGAAUAUCCACCUACAAUGUAGUACCUUUUGAAGCUGGACAGUACUUUAACAAAAUUCAGUGUUUUUGCUUUGAGGAACAGAGGUUAAAUCCCAAAGAAGAAGUGGACAUGCCGGUAUUCUUCUACAUCGAUCCUGAGUUUGAUGAAGACCCCAGAAUGGCAAAAGUGGACACUAUCACGCUUUCUUACACUUUUUUUGAAGCCAAGGAAGGACAGACGCUUCCCAUUCCUGGCUAUAGCUGACCUUUCUUCAUUUGGAAAACGGACAUAAACCAGUUCAGUGGUGAUGUGGCACUUAAUCAGAUAUCUAUUCAGAGAAAUUUUAGAUUUCUUUUGCCUUGUUGUUUAGCAAUGACAAUGCAUUGUUGUUAAUAAAAUGUCUGUCUCUAAAUAUG
This is a messenger RNA of Paramormyrops kingsleyae, 1127 nucleotides long. RefSeq names its product cytochrome c oxidase assembly homolog 11 (yeast) (gene cox11). Lineage: Eukaryota; Metazoa; Chordata; Actinopteri; Osteoglossiformes; Mormyridae. Gene Ontology annotation, cellular component: mitochondrial inner membrane. Gene Ontology annotation, molecular function: copper ion binding. The record is from RefSeq and is a predicted model, not a curated record.